UGCCAGAACUGUGUUUAGAUUCAAAAGAAGUCCUUCAAAAGUUUCUGAGACUUCAGCCACCCAAAUGAAUCAGUUAAUCAAAAAACACAAUCCUUAUGAUCAUGAGAUUAACUAGUAAUAAAGUAAAUUGCCAAAAUGAACCGAGUACUGUGGAUAAUGUCUGUAUUUUUCUGUUACAUUAGAAAAAAGAGGAUCCUCAUGCUGGCUUUAAUAUUGAAACGCUUCUGGUUUGUACCCUUGAUCUGAUUGAGGCUGGGACAGAGACAGCUUCCACCACUCUACGCUGGGCUCUAGUAUUUAUGAUGAACUACCCAGAAAUACAGGAAAAAGUCCAGGCAGAGAUAGACAGAGUAGUCGGACAGUCUCGCCUGCCCGACUUGGCCGACAGACCCAACCUACCCUACACUGAUGCUGUUAUCCACGAGACCCAGAGGUUUGGAAAUAUUGUUCCAUUGGGAUUCCCAAAAAUGGCCAGUAAAGAUUCUACACUGGGUGGAUACUUCAUUCCUAAAGGCACAGCUAUUACUACAAUACUUUCAUCUGUGCUGUUUGAUAAGAAUGAGUGGGAGACUCCAGAUGUCUUCAAUCCUGAACAUUUCCUGGACUCAGAGGGCAAAUUUCGAAGAAGAGAUGCCUUCUUGCCAUUUUCAGCAGGUAAACGUGUGUGUAUCGGUGAGCCCCUGGCCAAAAUGCAGCUCUUCCUUUUCUUUGCAUCUCUGCUCCAACGCUUCACUUUGACUCCUGUUCCUGGAGAAAUGCCCAGCUUGGAGGGUGUGAUGGGCUUCACCUACUCUCCCGAGGAGUUCAGGAUGCUGGCAGUGCCUCGCUGAGGUCAUGCCAUGCAAACACAAAGAUGAAUAAACUGAAACUCCACAAGCUUUAUGGGAUCACCAAAUCACAGCAUACAGAAAAAGCAUACUAGAAACACAGAAAAUAUACUCUGUAAAACAUUUUACGAACAUUUCACAUAGUAAGACACAAUGUGCAUGUCACAGUGCUAACUGUUGUUGUACUUUUAUUUCUUGUCUUUUACUGUGAAGCACUUUGAGUUUUUUCUAUGAAAAGUGCUAUAUAAAACAAUAAAGUUUGCUUACAUAAUACAUAAUAAUGGUUAGACAACCUUGAAAAAAUAAUGUGCAUGCAUUAUAGCAACUGACUGAAAAUUAGGUGCCACAUGAUGCCAUAAGCUAAUAGUAACUUUAUCUAUAAUAAGGCAAAUUAUUUAAAUAUAUGUUGUAUUGAAAUUAAAUUAACAAAAAGAAAGUUUGAUGACAUGUGGAUAAAACUGCCCUUUUUAUCUAUUUUUAUCUAUUAGACUUUACAAUUCUUUGCCAAUCAAACUGUUCUGUGAACUUUGCAUCUUUUUACAACUAUUAGAAAUGCAAUUUCCUUUCAUGAUAAAACAAAUUUCUCUGGACUGCAAAAGAUUACAUGUUACCUAUCAACAGAUAGAUAAGUGAUUGUGUAAUACUGAAUACAAAUCUAGUAUAGAAUCUAGUAUGUGAAUGCUAGAAUUCACAGCAGAAUUAAUUCUAAAAAUGGCUGCCAGAAUCAAUUUACUGAGCAAAUUUAAAAUGAGUCUUAUUCCUUUAAAUGUAAAAUUAUUUUCUGUUACAAAUACAUCACAGCGUGUCUUUGGGUCAUGACUAAAUAACUCUUACAGGCUUUAGGAGAGAAUAGUGACAAGACACCAUAAAAUGAAACACUUUAAACAUACUGAAAUGCUUUGAGUGCUCAGUAAGAUUAGAAAGGUGUUCUAUAAAUGCUUUUCAAUAUCCAGUUAAACUUCAUGCCCAAACUGCUUUGGACCUUGAGUUCCCUGUUUGCACAGUUGAAGUGGGUGAGAGUUAAAGGAGUUGUUUUGCUCUGGUUGAAAAGGAAAAAAAUAUGAGUUGGUGUGGUGAGCUUUAAAAACUUAUUUAAAUCAGUUUCUUUCAUUUCUUUCAUAUUGUUGAAGAGUCUUUCUUGGGCGGGCAAAGCAGCUUCCCUCUGGGUCUGUAUUUCUUAGCUACAUCCGGCAGAAGGUUCCUUGUGGCAUACACUGUGGCUCCCUGUAAGAGGGAUACAGAUGCAGUGAAGGAAGAACACUUGAAGACAGGAAUUAUCUUCACCUGAUGUCCAAUUUAUUCACAAAUGCUUAUAACUAUGGCGUUAUUUUUGUGCAUCUGCAAAUGGUUUUUACAUGCGCUCAAAAAAUUUUUUACGUGCACUCAAAAUUUCUUUACUUGCACUGAGAAUAAUGGCACAAAAAUAACGCCAUAUAUAACAAAGCCACUUAGACUGAUGGUAUGUACCACAAAAGAAAAGGAAAAUGUUAAGUUGAAAUAUUAAAUGUUUGUCAUUUUUAUGUUUACCAUUUGUACAUAGUUUUAAAGUAUUCUUUCUGUCCUCCCCUCCCCAGAUCCUUAAGAUUCUGGGAGGGGGGGUGAUAGUGUUUUUAUCACAGGAACACCCUUGUUUGAUGUUGGCAAACUUCCUCCCCUUUGUAUGGCUUCACUGUGUUAUCUAGGGUGAACCAUCUAGGGUGUGGGGGAGACUACCCUCUUUAUGACCAAGGAUGUUCCUGCUGUGCUUUUAUGUUAUAUGACCCUUUGAUCAGCAGGGUCACACACACAUUCUCACAUAACACACACACACACACACACACACAGUGCCUUGUCUUUGUAACCAAGGGGGGUUACGGGGGAAGGUAUGUGUUGUAAACUAUUGUUUAUUGUGUGAACGUUGUCAAUAAAAGGGAGCGAGAGGGGGCCGUCGUCGAGGUCAUUUAUGAUGAGCUGAGAUACCGACAAGGCCUCCCUUGCAAGUAAAACGAU
Messenger RNA from Haplochromis burtoni (Burton's mouthbrooder), 2816 nucleotides. Its product is annotated as cytochrome P450 2J4. Lineage: Eukaryota; Metazoa; Chordata; Actinopteri; Cichliformes; Cichlidae. The transcript has 4 exons. Gene Ontology annotation, molecular function: oxidoreductase activity, acting on paired donors, with incorporation or reduction of molecular oxygen, reduced flavin or flavoprotein as one donor, and incorporation of one atom of oxygen; iron ion binding; heme binding. The record is from RefSeq and is a predicted model, not a curated record. Gene Ontology annotation, biological process: xenobiotic metabolic process. Gene Ontology annotation, cellular component: intracellular membrane-bounded organelle; cytoplasm. Bases 300 to 830 code for a protein of 176 amino acids.